Messenger RNA from Penicillium mononematosum, 1026 nucleotides. RefSeq names its product guanine nucleotide exchange factor SDO1. The coding region runs from base 10 to 1026 and encodes 338 amino acids. The transcript is spliced from 2 exons. The record is from RefSeq and is a predicted model, not a curated record. Lineage: Eukaryota; Fungi; Ascomycota; Eurotiomycetes; Eurotiales; Aspergillaceae. Gene Ontology annotation, biological process: ribosome biogenesis.
ACACCCAAAAUGCCUAUCAACCAACCCUCCAACCAGAUCAAGUUCACCAACGUGUCGGUAGUCCGACUAAAGAAGGGCAAGAAGCGCUUUGAACUCGCCUGCUACAAGAACAAACUGCUCGAAUACCGAUCCGGCGCUGAAAAAGAUCUCGACAAUGUCCUCCAAGUCCCAACCGUCUUCCUCUCCGUCUCCAAAGCACAAACCGCCCCGUCAGCAGAGCUAGCAAAAGCCUUCGGAAACGGCACCCCUCGGGAGGAAAUUCUGCAAGAGAUCCUCCGUAAAGGUGAAGUGCAAGUUGGCGAGCGUGAGCGCAAAGAUAUCCUCGAGCGAGUGGAGAAGGAAGUACUGGAUAUCGUGUCAGGCCGACUAGUCGAUCCCUCAACCAAGCGCGUGUACACAUCGGGAAUGAUCCAUAAGGCGUUGGAUCAACUAUCCUCAGCCAGCGGACAACAACAGACACAAGCGAGCGGGGAGGCGAAUGGAGAUGGCGACGAGAAACCCUCCCAACCGAAGAAGCCGCUAUGGACGGGAGUUUCGGCAAACCGCUCGGCAAAGAGUCAAGCGUUGGAUGCCAUGAAGGCUCUCAUCGCUUGGCAGCCGAUCCCCGUUAUGCGGGCUCGCAUGCGUCUUCGUGUGACAUGCCCAGUGCCCCUGCUCAAGCAGUCUGUCAAGGCUGCUCCAGGUGCUGGGUCGAAUAAGGAGAAGGAAGCCCCAUCCGGUGGCUCCAAGAACAACAAGAAGGGGAAUAAGGGAUCGAAGAAGUCUGCUAAGAGGGAUGAUUCAGACAUUGAGGGUGGUCAGUCUGAUGUGGAAGCUACGUCCAAGGCUCCAAGCACCGUCAAGGACAAAAUCAUGGCCUUUAUUGAGUCAGUUGAAUCGCAAGAAGUUGUUGGUGGGGAUGAAUGGGAGGUUGUUGGUUUUGCUGAGCCCGGUGCAUUCAAGGGAUUGAAUGAACUGGUGAGCAAUGAGACCCGCGGAAGAGGCCGGGUUGAGGUUCUGGACAUGUCGAUCACACAUGAGGAUUGA